GCAGUGUUUAGAAAUUAGAUGGAAAUUAGGUACCUAUUUGUUUUUAUUGCUCAUAUAUUUUUAUUGUCUAUAAAUUAAGUUCUACGAUAAUCCUAGUAAAAUGUUUAGUUUAAUUCCAAAGGCAAUUUGCAGCUUAGGUCAAGCUGUUCAAAAUGUAAGAUGUAUAGCUUCACUGUCCGCCUUGCCAGAAACAUAUCAGAUGAUGUACAAAACUUGCAGAGACUUUGCAGAGAAUGAGUUAAAACCCAAUGCUGCCGUUUACGAUAGGGAACAUAAAUACCCAGGAGAUGCCAUUAAGAAAAUGGGCGAACUCGGUCUCAUGUCUAUAUUUACACCUGAAAACUUAGGCGGAACAGGCUUGGACUAUCUCGCGUAUGCUAUAGCUCUAGAGGAAAUAUCUAGAGGGUGUGCAUCAGCUGGUGUGAUAAUGUCUGUAAACAACUCUCUUUACUUGGGGCCACUGAUAAAUUGGGGAACUGACAAACAAAAACAGGCAUACAUUACUCCUUUCUGUACUGGUGAUGUUGGAUGUUUUGCUUUAUCUGAACCUGGAAAUGGUUCUGAUGCUGGAGCAGCUUCAACAACUGCUAAAGAUGGUGGGGACAAAUGGAUUUUGAAUGGUACCAAAUGUUGGAUAACAAAUGGCUAUGAGAGUAAGGCUUCAGUAGUGUUUGCGACAACAGACAAGAGUUUGAAGCACAAAGGCAUUUCAGCCUUUAUAGUACCAAAACCAACAAAAGGUUUGGAGUUAGGCAAGAAAGAGGACAAGCUGGGAAUCAGGGGAUCUUCGACAUGUUCCCUUAUUUUUGAAGACUGUGAAAUCCCAAAGGAGAAUAUUUUAGGUGAACCUGGCAUGGGCUUCAAAAUUGCAAUGAUGACAUUAGACGGUGGACGAAUUGGCAUUGCAGCUCAGGCCUUGGGAAUUGCUCAGGCCUCACUGGAUGUUGCUGUUGAAUAUGCAUCUAAGAGGACUGCUUUUGGAAAGCCAAUCAGUAAAUUGCAGACAAUACAGAAUAAAUUGGCUAACAUGGCUAUGCAGCUGGAAUCAGCUAGAUUAUUGACUUGGCGUGCUGCAUGGUUGAAAGACAACAAACAGGGUUAUACUAAGGAGGCAGCAAUGGCAAAGUUGGCAGCUUCAGAGGCAGCUACUUUUGUUUCACACCAAUGUAUACAGAUUCUUGGUGGCAUGGGAUAUGUGUCUGACAUGCCAGCAGAGAGACAUUACCGUGAUGCAAGAAUUACCGAGAUCUAUGAGGGCACAUCAGAGAUACAAAGACUUGUUAUUGCCAAUCAAAUUAUCAAAGAAUAUGGAGUUUAGUAAUUAUGUGAAAGCAAAUUAUUUAUUUUUGUAUUGUUCCUACUACUACAAGAAUAUAAACAAUAUUUUAGAG
Aricia agestis (brown argus) is the source of this 1391-nucleotide messenger RNA. It is a transcript of the gene Arc42, whose product is annotated as short-chain specific acyl-CoA dehydrogenase, mitochondrial. Gene Ontology annotation, biological process: fatty acid beta-oxidation using acyl-CoA dehydrogenase; butyrate catabolic process. The coding region runs from base 101 to 1318 and encodes 405 amino acids. The record is from RefSeq and is a predicted model, not a curated record. Gene Ontology annotation, molecular function: flavin adenine dinucleotide binding. Lineage: Eukaryota; Metazoa; Arthropoda; Insecta; Lepidoptera; Lycaenidae. The transcript has 5 exons. Gene Ontology annotation, cellular component: mitochondrion.